Staurois parvus is the source of this 346-nucleotide messenger RNA. The record is from the annotation of a GenBank genome assembly. NCBI's taxonomy places the organism in Eukaryota, Metazoa, Chordata, Amphibia, Anura, Ranidae.
CAGGAACGUAGGUUCAGCAGCAGGCAGGUAUGGCGGCAAUCAGGAUGCAGACUGGGAACGGACACAGGAGCGUGGAUGCAGCAGCAGGCAGGUAUGGCGGUGACCAGGAUGCAGGCCGGGUGUAGGAUCGUGGGUGCAGCAGCAGAUAAGUAUGGCAGUCCAGAUACAGGUAAGUAGGUGCAGCAGAGUCAGACAAGCCGGGUCAGGAUCAGACGAGCAAAUCAAGUACAAGGGAGCAGGCAAGCGGAUAGUCAGGGAUAAGCCGGGGUCGGUGCAGGCAGAGUUCUUUCUUAGUCAGGUCAGAUCAGGAUACAGGCAACAGAAUCAGGUAUGGAGUGCAGAACGU